Molecule: messenger RNA, 756 nt
Organism: Aspergillus terreus NIH2624
Lineage: Eukaryota; Fungi; Ascomycota; Eurotiomycetes; Eurotiales; Aspergillaceae
Product: RTA1 domain-containing protein
Exons: 3
Coding region: 1-756 (251 amino acids)
Cellular component (GO): fungal-type vacuole; plasma membrane
Source: RefSeq, a predicted model, not a curated record
AUGAGUUACAGAACCUGCAAAGAAGUCGGCCCCCUGUGUCCCGUCGAAGCCACCACAUACGGCUACUACCCAAACUUCGGCGGCAAUGUCUUCUUCACGGUCUUCUACGGCGUCCUGGGGCUGGCGCAGCUCGGCAUCGGCGUGUACUUCCGGGCGUGGACGCUGAUGGUCGCGCUGGUGGUGGGCGGCUUUCUCGAGAUGGCCGGGUACAUCGGACGGAUCCUCAUGCAUCACAACCCGUGGGACGAAGACGCCUUCAAGCUACAGAUCGUGUGUCUGGUGCUGGCGCCCACCUUCGUCGCGGCCGGCAUCUACCUCACCCUCAAGCACAUCAUCCUCUCGCUGGGCCCGGAACACUCCCGUCUGCAGCCGCGCCUGUUCACCUGGAUCUUCAUCGGCUGUGACAUCGGGUCACUCAUCCUGCAAGCGGCAGGUGGUGGUGUCGCCGCUGCCGCGGGGAACACCAACGUGAAGCUUCUCAACGCGGGCAACAAUAUCAUCAUCGCGGGUAUCGCGUUCCAGGUGGGCCACCAUGUCGGUGUGCGGCCUGCUGGGGCUGGAGUUCUUCGUGCGCGUGAUUCGCCACGGGCCCGUAUCCCCGAGAUGGCAGGUGGUUGGGGAAAUCCCCUGAUGCAAAAGGAAGACGAGUUCCUUGUCCUGGACGGGAUGAUGAUCGCGCUCGCCUUGCUCGCUCUCACCGUCUGUCACCCGGGCUUCUUCCUUCGUUCGCUCCGGAAGGUCAAAAGCAAGUCAUAA